Messenger RNA from Oryctolagus cuniculus (rabbit), 1000 nucleotides. It is a transcript of the gene ATP1B2, whose product is annotated as ATPase Na+/K+ transporting subunit beta 2. Gene Ontology annotation, biological process: sodium ion export across plasma membrane; intracellular potassium ion homeostasis; potassium ion import across plasma membrane. Gene Ontology annotation, molecular function: ATPase activator activity. The record is from RefSeq and is marked provisional. NCBI's taxonomy places the organism in Eukaryota, Metazoa, Chordata, Mammalia, Lagomorpha, Leporidae. Gene Ontology annotation, cellular component: sodium:potassium-exchanging ATPase complex.
AUGGUCAUCCAGAAAGAGAAGAAGAGCUGCGGGCAGGUGGUUGAGGAGUGGAAGGAGUUCGUGUGGAACCCGAGGACGCACCAGUUCAUGGGCCGCACUGGGACCAGCUGGGCCUUCAUCCUCCUCUUCUACCUCGUCUUCUACGGCUUCCUCACCGCCAUGUUCACCCUCACCAUGUGGGUGAUGCUGCAGACUGUCUCUGAACAUACCCCCAAGUACCAGGACCGACUGGCCACACCCGGCUUGAUGAUUCGCCCCAAGACUGAGAACCUUGACGUCAUUGUCAAUGUCAGUGACACUGAAAGCUGGGACCAGCACGUCCAGAAACUCAACAAGUUCUUGGAACCUUACAAUGACUCCAUCCAAGCCCAAAAGAAUGAUGUGUGCCGCCCCGGGCGCUAUUACGAACAGCCGGAUAACGGAGUCCUCAACUACCCGAAACGCGCUUGCCAAUUCAACCGCACUCAGCUGGGCAACUGCUCUGGCAUCGGGGACCCCACCCACUACGGUUACAGCACUGGGCAGCCCUGUGUCUUCAUCAAGAUGAACCGGGUCAUCAACUUCUAUGCAGGAGCCAACCAGAGCAUGAACGUUACCUGUGCCGGGAAGCGAGAUGAAGACGCUGAGAAUCUGGGCAACUUCGUCAUGUUCCCAGCCAAUGGCAACAUCGACCUCAUGUACUUCCCCUACUACGGCAAAAAGUUCCACGUGAACUACACACAGCCCCUGGUGGCCGUGAAGUUCCUGAACGUGACCCCCAAUGUGGAGGUGAACGUGGAAUGCCGCAUCAACGCCGCCAACAUUGCCACUGAUGACGAGCGGGACAAGUUCGCCGGCCGCGUGGCCUUCAAACUGCGCAUCAACAAAACCUGAGGCCCCUUCCUCUCACCCCCACCUCUCUCCUGUGGAUGCUUCUGGAAUGUCCCUGACCCUGCCUGAUCCCUCCCUCACCCACCCCAAAGGUAUUUUUUAUAACAGAGCUAUGACUUGUCUGAGCCUC